Messenger RNA from Hyaena hyaena (striped hyena), 5214 nucleotides. It is a transcript of the gene RBM15B, whose product is annotated as RNA binding motif protein 15B. Gene Ontology annotation, biological process: regulation of alternative mRNA splicing, via spliceosome. NCBI's taxonomy places the organism in Eukaryota, Metazoa, Chordata, Mammalia, Carnivora, Hyaenidae. Gene Ontology annotation, cellular component: nucleus. The record is from RefSeq and is a predicted model, not a curated record. Bases 98 to 2782 code for a protein of 894 amino acids. The transcript has a single exon. Gene Ontology annotation, molecular function: mRNA binding.
UCCAAGAUGGCGGCGCCGGGGGCGCUGCCUCCUCGGCCGCCGCCGCCGCCGCUGUGAGGGGCCUGUGGGCCGCCCGCCCGCCCGCUGCGCCGGCGCCAUGAAGAGGCAGAGCGAGCGAGACUCGAGCCCAAGCGGGCGAGGCUCGUCAUCGUCGGCCAAGCGGCCACGGGAGCGCGAACGGGAAGCAGAGGCGGGCGGGCGGCGGGCGGCGCACAAGGCCUCGGGCGGCGCCAAGCAUCCUGUUCCAGCGCGGGCCCGCGACAAACCCCGCGGUAGCGGGGGCGGCGGGGGUGGGCAUCGCGACGGUCGCGGCGCCGGGGACGCGAAUCACCGUGCGAGCAGCGGCCGCUCCUCGGGCUCGGGCGCCGGCGGCGGGGGACGCGGCGGCAAGGCCUCCGGGGACCCAGGCGCUUCAGGGGCUUCGCCUCGCGCGUCUCCGCUGCCGCCACCUCCGCCGCCACCCGGGACCGAGCCCGCGGGUCCCGGCUCGUCGGCGGCUGCGCCUGAGUACAAGACGCUGCUCAUCAGCAGCCUGAGCCCUGCGCUGCCUGCCGAGCACCUUGAGGACCGGCUCUUCCAUCAGUUCAAGCGCUUCGGCGAGAUCAGCCUGCGCCUGUCGCAUACGCCAGAGCUGGGCCGCGUGGCCUACGUGAACUUCCGGCACCCGCAGGACGCACGCGAGGCCCGCCAGCACGCCCUGGCCCGCCAGCUGCUGCUCUACGACCGGCCGCUCAAGGUGGAGCCCGUGUACCUGCGUGGUGGCGGCGGUGGCGGCGGCGGCGGGAGCAGCCGGCGAAGCAGUAGUAGCAGCGCUGCGGCCUCCACCCCGCCCCCGGGUCCGCCCGCCCCCACGGACCCGCUCGGCUACUUGCCCCUGCACAGUGGCUACCAGUAUAAGCAGCGCUCGCUGUCCCCCGUAGCCGCCCCGCCGCUGCGGGAACCCCGUGCUCGCCAUGCCGCUGCAGCCUUUGCCCUGGAUGCUGCCGCCGCUGCCGCAGUGGGACUAUCCCGGGAGCGAGCCUUGGACUACUACGGGCUUUACGAUGAUCGCGGACGCCCCUACGGCUACCCGGCCGUGUGCGAGGAGGACCUGAUGCCUGAGGACGACCAGCGCGCCACGCGCAACCUCUUCAUUGGGAAUCUGGACCACAGCGUGUCUGAGGUGGAGUUGCGGCGGGCCUUCGAGAAGUACGGCAUCAUCGAGGAGGUGGUCAUCAAGAGACCUGCCCGUGGCCAGGGCGGUGCGUAUGCCUUUCUCAAGUUCCAGAACCUAGACAUGGCCCACAGGGCUAAGGUGGCCAUGUCAGGCCGGGUGAUUGGCCGCAACCCCAUUAAGAUAGGCUAUGGCAAGGCCAACCCUACCACUCGCCUCUGGGUGGGUGGCCUGGGACCUAACACCUCACUGGCUGCUCUGGCCCGGGAGUUUGACCGCUUUGGGAGCAUUCGGACCAUUGAUCACGUCAAGGGAGAUAGCUUUGCUUACAUCCAGUACGAGAGCUUGGAUGCAGCCCAGGCCGCCUGUGCAAAAAUGAGGGGCUUUCCCUUGGGCGGUCCAGAUCGAAGGCUGCGCGUGGAUUUUGCCAAAGCAGAGGAGACCCGAUAUCCCCAGCAGUACCAGCCCUCACCCCUCCCUGUGCAUUAUGAGCUGCUGCCGGAUGGAUAUACCCGGCACCGAAACCUGGAUGCUGACCUGCGGGUGCGGGAUAGGACCCCCCCACACCUCCUGUACUCAGAUCGAGACCGGACCUUUUUGGAAGGGGACUGGACCAGCCCCAGUAAAAGCUCUGACCGCCGAAACAGCCUGGAGGGGUACAGCCGCUCAGUGCGCAGCCGGAGUGGGGAACGCUGGGGAGAUGGGGACCGGGGCCUGCCCAAGCCCUGGGAGGAGAGGCGGAAGCGGAGGAGCCUUUCCAGUGACCGUGGGAGGACAACCCACUCCCCUUACGAAGAACGGAGCAGGACCAAGGGUGGUGGGCAGCAGGUGGACCGGGGCUCAGACCGCACUCCUGAGCGCAGCCGUAAAGAGAACCACUCUAGUGACGGGACCAAGGAGUCAAGCAGCAAUUCCCUCAGCAACAGCAGACAUGGGGCUGAGGAGCGGAGCCACCACCACCACCACGAGGCUCCUGACUCUUCCCACGGGAAGAAGACACGAGAGAGCGAGCGCAAUCAUCGGACCGCUGAGGCUGAGCCCAAGCCUCUGGAAGAGCCAAAACACGAGACCAAAAAGCUCAAGAAUCUUUCUGAGUAUGCCCAGACACUGCAGCUGGGUUGGAAUGGGCUCCUAGUGUUGAAAAACAGCUGCUUCCCGACAUCUAUGCACAUUCUAGAGGGGGACCAAGGGGUUAUCACUGGCCUCCUCAAAGACCACACUUCUGGGAGCAAACUGACCCAGCUGAAGAUCGCCCAGCGCCUGCGACUGGACCAACCCAAACUUGACGAGGUCACACGGCGCAUCAAGCAGGGGAGCCCCAAUGGCUAUGCGGUGCUCCUAGCCACCCAGGCGACCCCCAGUGGGCCCGGCACUGAGGGGAUGCCCACGGUAGAGCCAGGCCUACAGAGGCGGCUUCUCAGGAACCUGGUCUCCUACUUGAAACAGAAGCAGGCUGCGGGGGUGAUCAGCCUGCCGGUGGGUGGGUCCAAGGGCAGAGACAGCACGGGCAUGCUCUAUGCCUUCCCACCCUGUGACUUUUCACAGCAGUACCUCCAGUCAGCACUGAGGACAUUGGGCAAGCUAGAAGAAGAACACAUGGUGAUAGUUAUAGUAAGAGACAUUGCCUAGCCCAGACCUGUCUCCAGCUCCGCGUUUGUGUCACAAAAGCAGUUAUUUUAAAAUCUGAUUCCCCACAUCCUAUCCCCUUGGUUUGAAUUCUCUGCUGGGUUAUUUCGGUUCAUUUGGUGGAGGACCAGAGUCCUGACCCCUACCAACACUAAGUUCUUAGAUUUUUGAGAGUUUUUUUUACAGCGAUGAGAAAAGGGACUCCUGUCACAUUGAUUUCUAGUGUACAAGAUACUGUCUGCUGUGUUCUGUAUUUUUUUAUUUUUUGACUAACUGUAUGGAAAGUUGUCAGUAAAGCCUUUGUUAGAGGAUGGAUUUUUAAUCCUGUUCAGAGUCCUGGUUUAAUCAAGUUUUUUCCCCACUGCACGCACACAAAUGCGCCAUCUCUGCAGCACUGGUGUAGCUCAGAGUCCUGCCGGAUUGGUGACUCUCAGUCCCUCAGCUCUUUGGGCUGAGUCAGGACUGUUCACAUUUUUAACCUUGGCUGAGAGCAGGUGGGCUUCAGUUUGCGUCUGGACCCUGCCUUUGCCUGCCUGAACAAAGCCCAUGCAAAGAAAAGGGGUGAGCCUAAGGUCUAUAACCAGCAGCUGUAGUAGUUUUGGAGUUUUUGUUUUCUUGCCCUAAACGUGUGUGUUCAUCUGCUUGAGGUAUAGCUCUUGGACAAGAUGCCCAAUCUUGAAAUCUCUGCCAGCAGGUAGCCUAGCAGUUGUGUGAUCUUGUAGUCAUGGGGGAGAGCAGUGGAAUAUCGGUGCCAGGGGUCUCGGUGUCACAUACCCAACACAGGUUCCCCCUCUUGUUCAGCCUCCAGCCUUAACAGGGCAGCCCAGGAAUGCUCAGUUGGAGACUGAGCUGCCUCAGACUCCAAGGGACGCUAGAGGCCAAAUGUUGGAAUGGAGGAUGAGAGGAAGCCUCUUUUGGGUCAUUUUUUAACUUUACGCAAUGUCUGUGAAUUCUGGUUCUCCCUUUGGUUAUUCGUGGCUGAUGUGUCAAAGGAUUGGGCCUCUGCCCAAUCACUAGAGCUUUUGUGAAGGACACUGAAUCCCUAGAUGGAAGAAUUUUUGCAAUGCUGCAAGGGCACGCAGUGGGUUCGGAAGAUGCUCUUAACUGGCAUACCUCGUGCUCUCAGCCUCUUGCCCUGCUGCUGAGGUGGAACCACUGGAAGAAAGGUGCUUCUGUGGGGAAAUGCGGUCACAGGUACCACGCUUUGGCUUGUUGGCCUUAAUGGCUUUGACUAGCAUUGCCCGAGCUAGGGGGCAAUGUGGAGGCAUCCUGGAGCUGGGAGGGACUCUUGAAAGAAUUAAUAAUACUGUCAUCACUGGUCUCUAGUGAGGUCAUAGGGCAAAUGAAGCCAGCACCAUUGGAGACCCUAGAGGGAAACCAGUCAUACAGCAGUUGUCACCAUGUCCCAAAAGGCUCAUUGUCAGAGCUGAGGGACAGCAGAAGCCUCAGAGAAACGAACCCCCAAAAGGCCAGGAACUCUAGGUUCUGUUGGCCAUGCCACUCCCUGGCCUGGUCCACUACCCCAGCUGGGGCAAGGCAACACAGGUGACAGCCCAGAUGUUUUGAGAUAGUUGUGAGAUGGACACUGAGGCUCUGUGUCCUGCAUGGAGAAUACAUGCUUUUCCACAAGGACAGUGAAGGAGGUAGCUUUUAGGGACCUUGGAGAUUUAAAACGAACAGGGGAAGAUGCCUGGGCAAGUACUGCUCGCUGGGUUAAAGCUGGUGCUCAUGAAGAGAACAAGUAUGUUCACAACAGAAAACCUUAAAAUGUGUUUAUUUGCUUGUUUGUACUUGCGCUGUGGCAACACCUGCAGGGUGUCUGAGCCAGCCUGUGGGGGCCCAGCUGACCACAGCUCCACCAUCCCAGGGUAGCUCAUACUGCCAGGAGGAGUGGCCCUUAUCUUGUUCAGAGCAAAUAAGGUAGCAGUGACCUGAAGGCACAUCACAGGGCUUCCUGCAGAUCUUUGAGAAAUGCCUGGGUCACACACAGGCCAGAGUUGCCUUGCCCCUUUAAGUCCAAAACUUCUCGGGGCUGCUCCUUCAUAGAGUGGGUACUCAGAACCCAGAAUACUACACCUCCUAGCAUUCCCAGAUGGAAACCUGCAGAAGACGCUUCAAUGCCUGACUGGUCCACUCUUCAGGGAUAGGUGCUCUCUGGCCCCAAAAGGAAAUACAGAGUUUUAGUAAAGAACCACUACCUACUGUGUGACCUUCCUUCUCUUCCCUGGACCCCGUUCUCAACCACUUCCUUUGGCUCUUAAGAUACAACAGGUUCUGUGAACUUCUCAGAAAGGCCUUGGCCAGCACUAGUAAGGAUUAAGUUAGAUGGUCAAGGCACUGGUUGAUUUCAGACUGCCCCAGAGAGGACGAUUUAACUGCAGGCAUCAAGCACCUCCACCUGGGGGUUUGGAGCCUGAGAUGAUUAACCUGAGGUU